Messenger RNA from Adineta steineri, 1143 nucleotides. NCBI's taxonomy places the organism in Eukaryota, Metazoa, Rotifera, Eurotatoria, Adinetida, Adinetidae. The record is from the annotation of a GenBank genome assembly.
AUGGUUAAAGUAUGGUAUCAACACGAUCUAAACGUUCCGAUGAAAAUCAACAUCGAUUCUGGUUCAGAUAUUGAUGAUUUAAAACAAAACAUUUUUGGUAAAACUGAUAAAGGACAGUAUCUGGCGAAGUACAACGGCCAACCAUUAAGACCAUCGGCGAAAGUUCCAAAGGAUACAACUGAUGAUAAACCAAUUGUGUUUACUAAAAUUGUUGAUUUACCACCUGUAGAACAAAACAACGUACAAUCUAACAAAUUCAAACAAUAUGGAAUUAUUUGUGCGGGGGGAAAUGAACUAGGAAAUGAAUUAAAUCAACUCUUUUUCCCUCAUGGGAUCUUUAUUGAUCAUUACAAGAAUAUUUUCAUUGCUGAUCAUGACAAUCAUCGGAUUGUUGGAUGGAAAUGUAAUUCGAGCGAAGGACAAAUCAUGGUUGGAAGAAAUGGUCAAGGAAAGAGAGAUGAUCAAUUGAAUUGUCCAACAGAUGUUCUUAUUGAUACAGAAAAUAAUUCUUUCAUCAUUUCUGAUCGAAAAAAUAGACAAGUAAUCCGAUGUUUUUAUCAAAAUGAAGCAAAACCACAAGUUCUCAUUUCUGAUAUCGAUUGUUAUGGUCUGUCAAUGGAUAAAAAUGGAUUUAUUUAUAUUUCUGAUCCGGAGAAAAAUGAAGUGAGACGAUGGAAAAAAGGAGAGGGAAGAGGGACAACUGUUGCAGGUGGACAUGGACAAGGAGAUCAACUCAAUCAACUCAAUUCUCCUCGUUAUAUCUUUGUUGAUGAAGACGAGUCUCUUUAUGUAGCAGAUAAAGAUAAUCAUCGUGUGAUGAAAUGGACAAAAAAUGCAAAGGAAGGAAUUGUUGUUGCUGGUGGAAAUGGUGAAGGAGAUAGUCUCGAACAAUUGUCUUAUCCUUAUGGAGUGGCUGUUGAUUGCUGGGAUCAAAUCUAUGUGGCAGAUUUUGGAAAUCAUCGAGUAAUGCGUUGGUGUGAAAGAGAUGCAGAAGGUGAAAUUGUUGUUGGUGGGAAUGGAAGAGGAGAAGAAUUAAAUCAGUUGAAUGAUCCCAUUAGUUUAUCAUUUGAUGAUGAAGAGAAUCUCUAUGUUGUUGAUCUGAAGAAUCAUCGAAUAUUAAAAUAUGAAAUAUGUCUUGAUUAA